Molecule: messenger RNA, 2223 nt
Organism: Taeniopygia guttata (zebra finch)
Lineage: Eukaryota; Metazoa; Chordata; Aves; Passeriformes; Estrildidae
Source: RefSeq, a predicted model, not a curated record
CUAAAAAACUACACUAAAAUCAAUUACCUGAUAAGUUCUCAUGGAAAAACACAAGGCAGGUUCCAUGCACUGGGUGAGAGAUUAAUGGUCUUUCCUUGUACCUCUGCUUCUAAACCCACAAUAUUUAGUCAUAAUUUAAUCAAGAGACAUCCAAGAGGGUGUUUUACUUCCAGGGGAGGGAAGGGCUUAGUGCAGUGUGUUUUGGUGCUCAUUUAUGAGUCUGGUGAUAGUAAACCUCCACCUUGUGACAAAAAGGGAUCCAGACAUGGAUUCCACUCUCAGCACAGGUUUAGGAUCUCUUUAAGGCGACUUGAAAAGCUGCAAGUGUUGCUGGUGGCACUGGGAGCAGUGGGAGCAGAUGGUGGGGCGGGAUGAGUGUCAGCACGCUGUCUGCAGCGGGGAUGCAGGUGUGAAUGUGACAAAGGCUCCCUGAUGGCUCCCCAGAACGUGCUGCUGCUGACUGAGCAGAUCCCAUCAGCUGGGGGAAGAGGAGUGAUUGAGGAGUCCAAAAAAAGCUUUGAGUGAAAUGAAGCUGCCUGAGCUAAGCACCAGUGGCCUUGCCCAGCCUGUGCUCCCCUGGGAACACCAAGGGGCUCAAACAAUGAAGACUGACUCUGUUAGUAAAAGUUAUUUUGCAGAACGAGCCUAGAGAUCUAAUAAAAACCACAUAAAAAUGCAAAUCCACCGUUUGUUUUUCUUUCCCUGCAGACCCCAAGGAUCCUCCAGCGACAAACUGACAUUCCAAGGUGGUGGCUAUGGCUGAGGAGAGCACGGCUACUGACCACGAGCAGCUCCUGAGGAGGGUGCAGGAGCUGGAAGUGGAGGUGAAGCGGCUGCAGGAGAAGCUCCAGGAGGACAAGGAGGGUGCUGGGAAGAGAGAGGCUCCUCCAGCCCCUGGGAAAGGCAGGAAACGCCAACAACGGCCCUUUGAUUUCGCCGCCCACAGCCGCAGACACGUGGCACUGCGCAUCGCCUACCUGGGCUGGGGCUACCAGGGCUUUGCCAGCCAGGAGAACACCCCCAACACCAUCGAGGAGAAGCUCUUUGAAGCCCUGAAGAAGACACGGCUGGUGGAUGACAGACAGACGUCCAACUACCACCGCUGCGGGCGCACGGACAAGGGUGUCAGCGCCUUCGGGCAGGUGAUCUCCCUGGAUCUCCGCUCCAGCCUGCCAGAGGGGCAGCAGCUCAACGGCCACGGGGGCGAGGGGCAGCAGGAGGAGCUCCGUUACACCCACAUCCUGAACAGGGUGCUGCCGCCCGACAUCCGGGUGCUGGCCUGGGCCCCCGUGGGGCCGGAGUUCAGCGCCCGCUUCAGCUGCCUGAGCCGGACCUACCGCUACUUCUUCCCCUGCGCCCAGCUGGACGUGGCCCUCAUGGACACCGCGGCCCAGCGCUACGUGGGCACCCACGACUUCCGCAACCUCUGCAAGAUGGACGUGGCCAACGGGGUGCUCAACUUCCAGAGGACGAUCCUCAGGGCCAGAGUGACACGGGUGAGCGGGGGAGGAGAAGCCAGGCCACGGGAUCCCUUCCAGCUGUGCCAGUUCGAGGUGACGGGGCAGGCAUUCCUGUACCACCAAGUCCGCUGCAUGAUGGCCGUGCUCUUCCUCAUCGGGCAGGGCAUGGAGAGCCCAGAUGUCAUUGAUGAGCUGCUGAACGUGGAGAAGAACCCCCGGAAACCGCAGUACAGCAUGGCGGUCGAGUUCCCUCUGGUCCUGUACGACUGCGAGUUCCCAGACCUGCAGUGGCUCUACGACCCAGAGGUGCAGGGCUUCAACGUGACACACUUGCAGCAGCUCUGGGCCAGCCACGCCGUCAAAACCCACGUGCUCCGGGACAUGUUGGCAGGGCUGGAUGCUGCUCCCAUGGCCACAGGAAAAGAUCCAGGGAGCAGCCUGGUGCCCUGGGGGGAGCUGCAGCCCCCGCUGCACAGCCAGAUCAGCGGUUUCCUGGAAGGGGUGCAAGCCCGGAGCUACAAGCCGCUGCUGGCCCGGCCCCGGUGCGAGGGGCUGGAGGCGCGGAUCGAGCACUGGGUGCGGAGGGGCCGCAUCGAGCCGCCCCCGGGCCCCGAGGGCAAGCGGGGCAGCGGCGCAGCCCCCGAGCAGCUGCCCAAGAGGAUCUGUGUGGACCCCGAGUGACGCUUCACCCUUUUUUAAAAUGCCUGGUAUUGAAAAAAAAAGGUGUUUUUUCAGUGCUAUUUUUUAUAAAUCUCAAGAUUUA